Molecule: messenger RNA, 1023 nt
Organism: Dissoconium aciculare CBS 342.82
Lineage: Eukaryota; Fungi; Ascomycota; Dothideomycetes; Mycosphaerellales; Dissoconiaceae
Product: AAA-domain-containing protein
Exons: 1
Coding region: 1-1023 (340 amino acids)
Cellular component (GO): mitochondrial outer membrane
Molecular function (GO): ATP hydrolysis activity; ATP binding
Source: RefSeq, a predicted model, not a curated record
AUGGAACGACUCAAGAAGCAGUGCAAUGCCCAUGAAGCCAAAUUAUUGGCAGGCGUGGUGGAUCCUCAGAACAUUAAGGUCGGCUUUGAGCAAGUGCACGCCCCGACUGAGACGAUCGAAUCGCUGAAGACGCUGACUUCACUGUCUUUGACUCGACCGGAUGCCUUCCAGUACGGCAUCCUUGCUCAGGACCGACUUACAGGUCUGAUGCUCUAUGGCCCUCCAGGUACCGGUAAAACGCUGCUCGCGAAGGCGGUCGCCAAAGAGUGCAAGGCUGCCGUACUCGAGGUGAGCGGCGCGCAAAUCUACGACAAAUAUGUUGGUGAAGGAGAAAAAAUGGUGAAAGCCGUCUUCAGUCUAGCGAAAAAGCUUUCACCGUGCAUUGUUUUCAUCGAUGAGGCUGAUGCCAUUUUCGGGAGCCGGAGCAAUGCCGGCAAUCGAAACACUCACCGCGAAAUCAUCAAUCAAUUCCUACGCGAAUGGGACGGGAUGGACCUCCACAACGUUUUUAUAAUGGUCGCAACUAACCGGCCAUUCGACGUUGACGAUGCCGUUCUCCGGCGCCUGCCGCGGAGACUGCUGGUGGACUUGCCUGUCGCGAAAGACCGCGAGUCCAUCCUCAGGAUCCACCUUCGAGAUGAACAGCUCGACCCCGCUGUCUCUGUGGGCGAAAUGGCGGAAAAGACGGCAUUCUACUCCGGAUCUGACCUGAAGAAUUUGUGCGUUGCAGCAGCUCUCGCCUGUGUCCGCGAAGAGUCCGAAUUGGCGGCAUCGAAAUCGAACGAUCCCGAAUUCAAGCUACCUGAGAAGCGUACCCUGGCUCCACGUCAUUUCGACAAGGCCAUCAAGGAAAUCAGUGCCUCUAUUAGCGAGGACAUGAGCUCGUUGACGGCAAUCCGCAAAUUCGAUGAACAAUACGGAGACGGACGCGGGAAGAAGAAGAAGGCGGGCUAUGGCUUUGGGCUAGGAGAUGCUGGCGUGGAUGAGAUGUCUGUCCGAGUGCGCCAACCUCCUCCGCCUUGA